AUGGGACAGAGACACCCCCAGUGCUGUCUGGCGAGGAUGAACAAACAGGUCCAGCCCGAGCGCAAAGUGUCGGUGGUGGCCCCCUUGCCGGACCGCGCGGGGCCGCCGCCGCCGCCCAAGAAGGACGUGGAGCUGCUGCUGGUGAAGGAGCACAACGGGGUGCAGUACACCAGCAGCAGCCUCCUGCCCGCCGCCCCCGCGCCGCGCUACGGCACCCAGGACAGAGAGACCUGGGGCAAGAAGAUCGACUUCCUCCUCUCCGUCAUCGGCUUCGCCGUGGACCUGGCCAACGUCUGGCGAUUUCCAUACCUCUGCUACAAAAAUGGAGGGGGUGCUUUUCUUAUUCCCUACAUCCUCUUCUUAAUCAUUGCUGGAAUGCCCCUGUUCUAUAUGGAAUUAGCACUGGGACAAUAUAACAGAGAAGGGGCUGCCACUGUCUGGAAAAUCUGUCCAGUUUUCAAAGGUGUAGGCUAUGCAGUGAUACUCAUAGCUCUUUAUGUGGGUUUCUACUACAACGUUAUCAUAGCCUGGUCUCUGUAUUAUCUAUUUUCAUCAUUCACAUUUGAGCUCCCCUGGACAAACUGCCACAACAGCUGGAACAGCCCAAACUGUACAGAUCCAAAACUCUUCAAUGCAUCAGUGCUUGGCAAUGGUACUAAAUACUCCAAGUACAAGCUCACUCCUGCAGCUGAAUUUUAUGAGAGGGGAGUUCUGCACCUGCACGAGAGCCGUGGAAUCCACGACCUUGGCUUGCCCCGCUGGCAGCUCUCCCUCUGCCUCUUGGUGGUGGUAAUCAUUCUUUUCUUUAGUCUCUGGAAAGGAGUGAAGACUUCAGGAAAGGUUGUUUGGAUAACAGCCACUUUGCCUUAUGUUGUAUUAUUUGUCUUAUUAAUACAUGGGAUAACCCUGCCUGGUGCAUACAAUGGAAUAAAUGCAUACCUGCAUAUAGAUUUCAGAAGAUUAAAAGAAGCCACAGUAUGGAUUGAUGCAGCCACUCAGAUAUUUUACUCCUUAGGAGCUGGGUUUGGUGUUUUAAUUGCAUUUGCCAGUUACAAUAAGUUCGACAACAACUGCUACAGGGAUGCUUUGCUGACUAGCACCAUCAACUGUGUCACAAGCUUCAUCUCAGGAUUUGCCAUUUUCUCCAUAUUGGGCUACAUGGCUCAUGAGCACAAAGUUAAAAUUGAGGAUGUAGCUACUGAAGGAGCUGGUUUAGUUUUCAUCCUGUACCCAGAGGCAAUUUCAACUCUUUCAGGAUCUACAUUUUGGGCUGUGGUGUUCUUCAUCAUGCUCCUUACACUUGGCAUUGACAGUUCUAUGGGUGGGAUGGAGGCUGUCAUCACUGGCCUGGCAGAUGAUUUCCACCUUCUGAAGCAGCACAGAAAGCUCUUCACCUUUGGUGUUUCUUUUGGCACUUUCCUACUUGCUCUUUUUUGCAUUACCAAUGGUGGAAUUUAUGUGCUCACACUUCUGGACACAUUUGCAGCUGGGACUUCAAUAUUGUUUGCUGUCCUAAUGGAGGCAAUUGGAGUUUCCUGGUUUUAUGGAGUGGACAGGUUCAGUGAAGACAUCCAACAAAUGAUGGGCUUCAAACCAGGCCUCUACUGGAGACUGUGCUGGAAGUUUGUUAGUCCUGCUUUUUUAUUGUUUGUGGUGAUAGUCAGCAUAAUAAAUUUCAAGCCCCUGACCUAUGAUGACUACACCUUCCCUCUGUGGGCAAACCGCAUUGGCUGGGGCAUAGCCUUGUCCUCCAUGAUCCUCGUGCCUGCCUACAUCAUCUACAAAUUCAUGAACGUGCGUGGGACCUUUAAAGAAAGACUGGCUUACUGCAUCACACCUGAAAACGAGCACCAACUCGUGGCCCAAGGAAAUGUCAGGCAGUUUAAGCUCCAACACUGGCUAACAAUAUGACAACCAAC
This is a messenger RNA of Melospiza georgiana, 1919 nucleotides long. RefSeq names its product solute carrier family 6 member 2 (gene SLC6A2). The coding region runs from base 1 to 1911 and encodes 636 amino acids. Gene Ontology annotation, cellular component: neuron projection; plasma membrane; presynaptic membrane. Gene Ontology annotation, biological process: dopamine uptake involved in synaptic transmission; sodium ion transmembrane transport. Gene Ontology annotation, molecular function: norepinephrine:sodium symporter activity; dopamine:sodium symporter activity; neurotransmitter:sodium symporter activity. The transcript has 15 exons. The record is from RefSeq and is a predicted model, not a curated record. NCBI's taxonomy places the organism in Eukaryota, Metazoa, Chordata, Aves, Passeriformes, Passerellidae.